Python bivittatus (Burmese python) is the source of this 1166-nucleotide messenger RNA. The record is from RefSeq and is a predicted model, not a curated record. Lineage: Eukaryota; Metazoa; Chordata; Lepidosauria; Squamata; Pythonidae.
UCGUCGCGCUGUCUCAAGAGUCACGUGGCGGCAGGGACCGAAAAGCGACGGGGACGCCGUUUAAGGUUGGUCGGUUAAAGUGUUCAAUGCCGGAAGCGAGUGGAGUGGGCUGGCAGUUCAUAAUAUUUUGGAUAUCAUGGCAGAUGAUUUGAAAAGGUUCCUGUAUAAAAAACUACCAAGUGUUGAAGGACUUCAUGCUAUUGUAGUAUCAGACAGAGAUGGUGUGCCAGUAAUGAAGGUUGCCAAUGAUAAUGCCCCCGAGCAUGCUCUUCGACCUGGUUUCUUGUCAACAUUUGCGCUUGCGACAGAUCAGGGCAGCAAGCUUGGGCUUUCCAAAAACAAAAGCAUAAUCUGUUACUACAACACUUACCAGGUGGUUCAGUUCAAUAGACUUCCCUUGGUAGUGAGUUUUAUUGCCAGCAGCAAUGCCAAUACAGGACUGAUUGUAAGCCUGGAAAAAGAGCUUGCUCCCUUGUUUGAAGAGCUGUGGCAAGUGGUGGAGGUCUCCUAGCUCGAUAUUUAGGUCCAGAGUGCAGCAUCUCUUCAAUAUCAAACUGGGAAAGAUUCGGUCAUUUUCACACUGUAUAAUGAAUGUCUUGGAGAAAAUGUCACUUUCUCUUAUUGUAUGUUAAAAACUAUACUGGACUGAAAUGUAAGGUAAGAUUGGGAUAAAUGGGCCGUAGCUGUUCCUCUAUGUCUUAAGUUGCUGGGUAUAUUAGUGAGCAUAACAACUCCCAUGGAGUUAACUUCAUGCUAGCACACACUUCAUACCAGGAAAGAUACUUUUUGUGUAUAACAUGCCAUCCACAACUUUUUCACUGUCCAAGCAAUACAUUGCCUCUGUCUAUAGAUAAACUGAGACUAGUGCAAACAUACAUUUUGCAGUCAAAUCUUCCUUUUAUGCUUAGAAGGAGAACAUUAUGGGGAAAAGUUAUGUUAAUGCUGAUAUGCAAUCAAUGACUCUUUGUUUGGAUAGCAGAAUGUUAAGGUUCAAGAUUAAAAAAGUAGCUACAUGCUAGCUGUUUUUGAGAGGUCAAAUUAAUCAGUGUGUUCUCUUUCUGUAUUCUUUAUAAAACUGAUGAUUUGAAUACAUGUAAUUAUGGUACUUUGCUGACUUAUAUGGCUUUAUAUGUUCCUAAGCAAAUCUGAAUAAAAGAAACAGACAA